Messenger RNA from Loa loa (African eye worm), 794 nucleotides. RefSeq lists its product as hypothetical. Gene Ontology annotation, biological process: choline metabolic process; acetylcholine catabolic process. Gene Ontology annotation, molecular function: acetylcholinesterase activity. Gene Ontology annotation, cellular component: plasma membrane. Lineage: Eukaryota; Metazoa; Nematoda; Chromadorea; Rhabditida; Onchocercidae. The transcript has 6 exons. The coding region runs from base 1 to 765 and encodes 254 amino acids. The record is from RefSeq and is a predicted model, not a curated record.
AUGGGUUUCCAAUUCAAUCACACUAUAUCAGCUGAUGAUCCCACCAAUCGGGCCUUAAUUAAUAGAGCACAAUACACAUGUUCAAUCCAAUCAUUUAUCCCUUAUUUCGAUGGUUCCCAAUUAGUGAAGCAUGCAUUGCUGCACGCAUAUGAGGAGGUAUCGGAAAGCAAGGAUCCACAAGAAAGACUGCGAGACGGCGUUGCACGCUUUAUUGGAGACUUCUUUUUCACAUGCAGCUUAAUCGAAUUUGCUGAUAUUCUAGCGGAUAAUAUUUAUGGCUCCGUAUAUAUGUAUUAUUUUACAAAGAGGUCUUCAGCAAAUCCAUGGCCAAAAUGGAUGGGAGUAAUGCAUGGUUAUGAAAUUGAAUACGUGUUUGGGCAACCUUUCAGGCACAGCCAUUUGUAUGCACAAUCACAGCUUGAUUCUGAGAAACGUUUCUCGGAAGCAAUCAUGAAAUACUGGGCUACUUUUGCUGCUGAAGGUGUCCCCAGACCGCAGUGGCCAAAGUACAACAAAGUGACACGCAAAGCAUUCGUGCUUAAUGAUGAAAUAACAGGUACUAGCCAUCAGAUCGAUGUUGACGUACAUGGCAAAUCUUGCAGCUUGCUCUCCGAAGCCCAAGCUGUUAUAAGUCAUAAGUGUAAUACAAAAGGAGAUGCAUAUAAGUUGCUUCGUAAUGGCGUUUCUCCUCGGACCAUCGGCAUUUCAUUCGUCCAAUUUUGUAUUUUGAUCAAAAUAAUAAGCCGUUGCCUUGUUUUGUUUUAAUAAAAAAUUCACUAACUAAAGUUUCGAAU